Messenger RNA from Stegodyphus dumicola, 1610 nucleotides. RefSeq lists its product as uncharacterized. Lineage: Eukaryota; Metazoa; Arthropoda; Arachnida; Araneae; Eresidae. The record is from RefSeq and is a predicted model, not a curated record.
AAAAGGAUCUGUUUUUCGUCAUUUUUUUAAUUUUCGCAAAACAGUCUUUAUCUAAGAAGAUGACUACACAGUCUCCAGGUGUCUGGGGGCCUUGGGCUUCUUGGGAAGAAAACUGCAGUGUUACAUGUGGAAUAGGUUUUAGAAGGCGUGUGAGAACAUGCAGCUACGAGGGAAGGAAAAAAGAACUGCGCUGCCCUGGAGCAGGCGGACAAAUAAAAAACUGUGACACCAAAAUCACAUGUCCUGUGCAUGGAGGAUGGGCAACUUGGAAUGCCUGGGAAUGCACAAAAUCUUGUGGUGGUGGUAUGGGAAAACAGAAACGAACGUGUACUAAUCCGAAGCCGAUGUUUAAUGGCAAUGCCUGUGAAGGACCAGCAGAGCAGGAUGGAAUGUGCAAUGUACAGAAAUGUCCAGACGAAAUAUACACUCUGUCGCCAGAAACUCUGCAGGCACUUAAGGAUUCAGUUGAUAAGGUGCAUCUGAACUUUGAAAGAAGGGAGGGCGAUUCUGUGAACAUUCCUUGUACCCCUCAAGUAGUCACUCGUGUAUAUAAAGACUAUCCUGAAGCUAUACUUAUGUGGACAAAGAACGGUAAGAUUCUGAAACUGGAUCAAGAGCGUAUGACUGUCACUCCCUUAGAAUUAUCGAUCAAAAAACUUGUUGCAAAAGAUAAUGGCGUUUACGUUUGUAGUAUGCGAUAUGCUUCCGCUGUUGUGAAACCCGUGUCAGUAGCAGCAUUGACGGUUGUACCUCCAGAACCAAAUGCAGAGGUGCUAGCUGAAGAGCAACUAAUGCUAGUAUGCCAUGGAGCUCAGCUAGCCAAAAUAUUUAAGAAUCUUUCACAAAAGUGGCUCCACAAUGGUAAAGUCUUCGCCGAUUUUGGAAAAAAAUCUCCUCUUGAAGUAAACAUGUAUAAAAUUAAAGAGGUCUUUCCGAAUAUGACAGGGACUUGGUCAUGCCAGAUACAGGACAAAGCCCGAGGAAGGAAGUGGAUCACGAAUGUAUUUAUACUUAAAGUGCUUCCUGCAGUCCCGAAGUACAUGAAACUAUUGAGCAACAAGAAUCUGCUCAUUAUUAUCGGAGUAAUAAUUUUCAUUUCUGUGAUGGCUCUUGGAACGUUCUGUGCUUACAAGAUUAUUGUCAUAAGAGAAGAAUCUAAGGCUGACUUUGAAAAGUGGUGUGAGAUUGCAAAUUGUGACGAAACAACAGAAAGGAGUGCUGCUUCACUUACGAGCACAAAUUUGGAAAAUGUUGACAAUGUCUCUGAAUCUUCUUCCGAAGAUGAAUACUUAUAAAAUUGGGAAAUAGUUUAUAUCAGUUCCCUUGAAUUUAAGCAAUGCAAUUAUCUUUAAUGAAAUCAGUAAUUUUUGUUGAGAUAUACGUUCCAUUUGUAAAUAUAAUCUUUACAAACUUAUUGCAAAAAUGUACUGCAAAUGUAGACAAAAAAUUUAUUUAAAGAAGGUCUGCACAUUUUAUGAAUAUAUGUAUACACAUGAGAAUAGAUAUUCGUAAGUUCAUAAAUUUAUCUUCAACAUAUAUUAAGAUAUCUCUCACAUUUUAAUAUCCUUCAGAAUUUUCUGUGCAUUGUAUUCGUCGAUUCCAGAGUCUUU